Molecule: messenger RNA, 5064 nt
Organism: Diatraea saccharalis (sugarcane borer)
Lineage: Eukaryota; Metazoa; Arthropoda; Insecta; Lepidoptera; Crambidae
Source: the annotation of a GenBank genome assembly
AUGGCGUCAGCCGAGUUUUUAGAGCAAGCUUUGUCUACAGACGUUGACGAGAACGCAGUGAACGCGAUUGUGGGCUCUCUUGAAAAUCAGUUAGUUACAUCGGUUACCUCGUCUUCUUCACAGAACAUUUUUAUAAACGGUGUUCCAAGUCAGCUAUCUAACGUUACGUCGAGUGCGAAUUCUUUCGGUGUACAAAAAUAUAACACGGACUCAGACCAAAUCAGUGGCGGCGGUGUUGUGACUGGUAUUCAAUCUCCUGCGAUCGUAAACAGCAGUAAUUCGUUUAACAAUGUACAAGCGUCUAACUCUUUUGUUUCGCAAGCGUUAACAGGAGUAGUUUCUAAUUCUAGUGAUUCUCUAAAAGUGAUUUAUUCUCAAACACAAGGCCUUAACCCUAACAAUCGUGUUAAUUUCACCACCCAAUCAAUCGCAAACGGUUGUAUCGGUCUACCUGUCUCACAAAAUCAAAUUUUGCAUACAGUAACUGGAAAUAGUGUAUUACCUCAAUCAAUAAAUAAAACUGUUACGAUGCAACCGCCGUUAGUUAUAAAGCAAGGCACAAGUAGUGGGCAGGUGGGCAUGCAACCUAGUAUGGUGACAGUGCCAAUGACUGUAAACUCGAGUAUGCCUGGUUCUAUUCCCAAUGUUAUGACAAUUAAUAAGCCAGGAGGGCAAAAUGUUGUGGUGACUACUCAGAAUCUGGGUUCAGCUCAACCUACUAUAAUACCUAAUGUUCAGAUAUUGAACAUGAGACCUGGGGCGCCUGCUGUUGCAGCACAAAAAUCUGUGGCAACUGUGUCUCCAAGAGUGGUGAUAGGUGCUCCACAGGUGGUUGGAGCUAGAGCAACAGCUCCAGGCAUAACACUGCAAACUCUGCAAAGUCUUCAACCCGGGCAGCAGGGUCAUUUGUUGUUAAAGACUGAGACGGGUCAGUACCAGCUGCUGAGGGUGGGGCCCGCGCCCUCGGCCAGCACGCUUGCGGCGCCGCAGGCUCAAACCAUCCGGCUGUCGACAGUGCCGGCACACCCAGGUGUGGCCACUGUAUCAACAAGUGUAGCGGCCCCAGGGCAGAUCCAAGGACAGAUGCCGGCGGGACCGGUGGCAGCACCAGUCGUGGCGCCUCCUAGUGUCUCCACGGCAACGCCACCACCGCAACCGCCGACAGUCACCACACAAAAACCUAAUGAUAACACCAAAGAGAAAUGUCGGAAUUUCCUUGCCAAUCUACUGGAUUUGUCAAGCAAGGAGCCCAAGUCUGUGGAGAAAAAUGUAAGAAAUCUCAUCCAGGAGUUGAUUGAUGCUCAAGUGGAACCAGAAGAGUUCUGUGACAGACUUGAACGGCUUUUAAAUGCCAGUCCACAACCAUGCCUUAUUGGAUUCUUAAAGAGGAGUUUGCCACUGCUAAGACAAUCACUUGUGACAAAAGAAUUGGUAAUAGAGGGUAUCAACCCUCCUGCACCGCACGUGGCCUUUUCUAAUAUACCAGCCCCUGUGCAGCCUGUCAUCGCGACCUCCAAUGUGCAGAUGCCGAAGCCGACCAAGCCUGGGAGUGCGAUCGCUGUCCUGCAGAACAUCCCGGUACACACGAAAAUCAAUGUCAGCAAAGUGAGCAGCGGCAAAGCGAUGUCAGUGAAUAGCAAGAGUAAUUUUCCUCGCACCGCGGUCCCCUCCGCGGCGCUGUCGACGGUUCUCACCCCUGGAAAGUCAUUGCUGAAAGACAAAGAAAAGAAAUCGUCAAUGCAAUUUGCGUCGCAACCCUAUGUUGAUGACAAAAUGGCAGGCGAUGACGACAUCAAUGACGUCGCCGCUAUGGGUGGCGUGAACUUGGCUGAAGAGACUCAGAGGAUUUUGGGCUCCACUGAAAUGAUUGGCACACAGAUCAGGUCUUGUAAGGACGAAUAUUUGGUCGGCACAUCGGUGAUGGGCGCAAGAGCGCGAGCGGCGGCGGCGCGUCUAGGUCUAGAGGAGCCUCCAGCCGAGGUGGCCGCGUUACUUGCGCACGCUCUCCACGACAGACUCAAGACGUUGGUCGAGAAGUUGGCUGUCAUUGCGCAACAUCGCAUCGACCUUGUUAUCAAGACUGACUCGCGUUACGAAGUGACACAGGAUGUGAAGGGCCAACUGAAGUUUCUAGAGGAAGUGGAUCGCGCUGAGAGGAAGAGGCGCGAAGAUUCAGAGCGGGAGAUGCUGCUCAGAGCCGCAAAAUCACGUUCCAAGAACGAAGACCCUGAACAGGCUAAACUCAAGGCUAAGGCGAAAGAGAUGCAACGUGCGGAAUUGGAAGAGCUUCGGCAGCGCGAGGCGAAUCUGACAGCGUUGCAAGCUAUCGGACCGCGCAAAAAACCAAGACUAGAUGGACCCGCCGGAGCUGGUGACAGCAGUACUAACCAGCCACACCACGCGCAGCCAGGACUCGCUGGACGAAGUCAGUUGGCGCUGCGUACGCGGUUGAAGCGCAUCAACCACCGUGACAUGGUGUUCUUAUUGGAACAGGAACGGGAGACUGCACACUCCCCUUUACUGUUCCGCACUUACCUUAAGUGACCCUACACACAGACUGUCUACCAUAAGUGACACUAAUUUGUGAUUAAAAAGUGGAAAUUACCAAUUAACAAAAGUGGCAAUGUGUUUCUCAAGUGAUAUAGUGAAUGAAAAAACAGCAAGUGUGCUUAAAAGUUUAAAUAUAGAUCAAAUUACCAAAAAAGUAUCAUUCUAAUGAUCUAUCUAAUGGUUUUAUAAAAGGUUUUGGAAGAUAUGGAUUAUUGAAACUGUGUAAUAGUAAAACAUUGUUGAACAUUGUUGUUCAUUUAAUGCAAUAUUGUAUCAUUUAUCAUGUGUAUAACCUACUGUUUCUAUCACUGCAAGUGUAUAUAUUUUUGUUUUGAGCAACAAUAAGAUAAUAACAAUCUUUUGUCUCAUAACACUACUAGAGAGUGUAAAGGUGAUAAUUUUAUGUUCUCGACAAAGUACUUCAUUGAAAUAGAAGUUUUCACAUUUCUUUGCUAGGGAUACUUUUUUUAAUAUUAUGUUGAUGUUGUUUUAUUAUAAUUUUUAAUUCAGGUAAUAGCUUAUAACUAUAUUUUGUUCAAGGGAUCUAAGACAAAUUUUAACAAAUAUUUAUUUGCAUUUGCUGGCCUGGUUGAAUUGAUAAUGAAGCAAUUAAUUACAUUGAUUGAAAUAAAGAUAUGCAUGUUCAUGUUGUAUUUUUAGCUAACCAGUAAGAUAACCACAGGAAACUCAUCAAUAAAACAUUGAUUUUCUGACUAAAACUAACAUUGGUAUUUGACUAAAACUAACAUUGGUAACAUACAGUGAUUCGAGAGGAUUGACCAUGAGGUGAAGCCGCUGGUGAAAACCUUCUAUUAAAAGCCAAUCAUGUAUAUGUAUAUAGUUUGUACUUUGUCUCGCUGAACAUUAUAUAGGUGUGAAUAGCUUGGUGACAUGUUGAAUAAAUCGACAGAGUAAAAUACAUUCCCAUCAUAGUACUUGAAUAUAAGUUGUUAUUAUUUUUAUUUGCAUUGACUAAUUCUUAUGCAAAAUUUAAAUUCUAAUUUGGUACUGAUGAAUAAUAUAUUUACAUAUUGCACUGAAUUCUGUUACCUUCCUUGUGAAAAAUUAUGAAAAACCAUGUUUCUUUAAUGGUAACUUAAGAAUAGCCUUAUUGUAUUAAACUUUAUUUAAAUGUUCAAAAUUAUGGAUAAUAUUAAUAAUAUACAGCCAACUUUUCAUGUACAAAGCACCAACAAAGGCGUCUAAAUGUGGAAAAUUUGACUCGCCAUACAUAACCAAGGCUAAUCUAUAAAUGCCAUUGAGCCUUGCACAAUCGGCAGCCAAUACAGUACAGAUCAGUUAUGUACUAAAGCAUUUGCAGGUUAGAGUCUGCACACGGAGGAUGCGUCGCGGAACGUCAGAAAUAAUUAAUACAUGAAGAUACAGCCAGAGAACCAGAGAUCCAUAUGUCAAUCUUAAAAUUACAAUAAGGUUCAAUUCACUCUUUGUGAUACAUAACUGAUAUUCAAGCAAUGUCCAUGUCUUAUAUGUUAGUCAUUAGGGCUACAUAAUCAGCAAAGCAAAGCUGUGUUAGAAACUUACCGUUAAUGUUGAUGCCAUCUCUUUUGCAAUAGAGAAGCUUCAAAAUGUCCAACAACACAGUUGUAAACUCAUAUUUAUAUAUAUUCGAAUUUAUAUAAUUUCGAAAGAAAUUAAAUAAAUUGUGAAUUUUAUGGGUUAUUUUGUAAUGUUUUUCUGUAGAAAUAUUUACAUGAAUUCAUGUUUAUAACUUUCGAUGCUCUAGUUUCCAAUUUUUAAUCACAGGGAAUUUAAUUCUCAAUAAAAUGAAGCCUAAUUUUUAUGUAACCUGACUACCAAAAAGUUGCUAUCCGAGUUACGCAGUAACACUAGAUGUUAAGGCAUUUACUCAGUAACACUUGUUGAUCUGAAGUAAGAACAUACCUAAAUAGUAAAAACAGAUAAAAAGAUGGUAACAGAAUUGAGGGCAAUUCAUAUAGGCUUAACUAUUAUAAGAUGUAAUAACUUAUACUUGAACAAAUUCAGAAAUAUAAUAACAAAACUAAAGAAUAUAAUGUAUCAAAAAAUAUGUAUAAUUCUACCAUUACUUUGUUUUAUAACACGUAUCUCGCGCGAUUGUUAUAUGUCUAUUGUAUAAAUGUAUGUCUCAAUAAUUCAAAUUCAACAAAAAUGCCUUUAUGAGAAAUAAGUAUAUUUGCUUAACAAUAUUUCUAUGAGUUGGUUCAAGUAUAAAUGUAAGUUAAAAUUAGUGAUACAACGGUGCCCAACAUAGCACUAUAUUGUAUGAAUGUUAUGGCAAAUAUCAUAGCACUUGUUUGAUACAGAGUGAUUAUUAUUUUUGCUAUUGUUAUGUAUAUUAAAGUUUGAGAAAUUAAGGUAGAUGGAAAUAAAUAACUGCUUGCUUAAGAUGUAUGAAUUUUGUGUCAAUCAAAUUUAGAUAAAAUAUUUUUUUUUGCAUGUUCCACAAAUUACUUCUAGCCAAAUCCUCACUAGCCAAAUUAGAAACCAAAUUUGGUUUGUCUUACUGCUCCCCUU